ACUCAUCUAUACCCCGUCCCCGGUACCGGCGCGUCUCCGCCCCCUCCGCCGCCGCCCGGACACCGGGCCUGGCCCUCCCGCCAUCACCACUUGUUGCCGCUGUUGCCCUGUCCCGCGCUCCUAAACUUCUCCCCCAUCCCCGGGCGGGGGAUCCUCCGCUGACCCCGGUGCCGUCCCCAUAGCUGCCCCGGCCCAAGCGCCACACCGGGAGAUGUCUCUCCUGACUGGGCGGGAAACCGCUCCCUCCCCGAUCAUCGCUGCUGAGCCCUCCCGCCAUGGGGGUGUACCUCUGCCCGUGCCUCCCCCGGAGCCCCCACUGCCCGUGCCUCCCCCCGCUGACCCUAACUGAUGCCCCAUGCAACUGCCCACUCCCCACUGUCCCUGACUGAUGCCCCCAGCACCCGCCUCUACCCCCGCUGCCCCUAACUGAUACCCCAUGCAACUGCCCACCCCCCACUGUCCCUGACUGAUGCCCCCAGCACCCGCCUGCCCCUAACUGAUGCCCCCAGCACCCGCCUGCCCCUAACUGAUGCCCCCAGCACCCGCCUGCCCCUAACUGAUGCCCCCAGCACCCGCCUGCCCCUAACUGAUGCCCCCAGCACCCGCCUGCCCCUAACUGAUGCCCCCAGCACCCGCCUGCCCCUAACUGAUGGCCCCAGCACCCUCCUGCCCCUAACUGAUGCCCCCAGCACUCGCCUCUACCCCCGCUGCCCCUAACUGCUACCCCAUGCAACUGCCCACCCCCCACUGUCCCUGACUGAUGCCCCCUGCACCCACCUCCCCCAGCUGUCCCUAACUGAUGCCCCAUACACCCGCCUACCCCACUGAUGCCCCCAGCACCCGCCUCAACCCCCACUGCCACUAACUGAUGCCCCCCUAUACCCAUCUCCCCCUGCUGACCCAGAUGGAUGCCCCCUGCACCCGACUCCCCUCACUGUCCCUGACUGAUGCCUCCAGCACCCACCUCCCCCCACUGUCCCGGACAGAUGCCCCCUCACCUACCUCCUCCCGCUGACCCUAACUAAUGCCUCCUGCACCUAAAUGAUGCUCCCAGCACCCACCUCCACCCACACUGUCCCUGUCUGAUGCCCCCCUCACCUGCCUCCACCCCCACUGCCCCUUACCUGCCCCCACCCCCACUGUCCCUGACUGAUGCCUCCUGUGCGCGCCACCACUGCCCCUGAUUCCACUUGCAUCCGCCUCCCCCCACUGUCGCUGACUGAUUCCUCCUGCACCGGCCUCCUCCCACUGUCCCUGAUUGCAUUCCCCCCCCCCCAUCCCUGACUGAUACCCCCUGCACUCUCCUACCCCACCCCCUGCCCCAAAUAGAUGCCCAUCUCAUCCACCCAAAGCUUCUAGUCACAACUCUGCCUGUGACAUACACACCAACCUGCACCCAGCACUGCCGUGUGGUAGAACACCCCACUCUCUGUAACAGGUGCCCCCUGGAUCCAGGGGCAUCAGGGGGUGCCCCCUAAUAAUGACUCUGCCACAGAGCUCCCUGCCCUUGUGGAGAUGCGGUGUCUGUGUUACCCUAAAGCCCAUUUUGGUCCCUCACCGGCAGGGAUUCCUCAUGCAGCUGAUUCUGUCACAUUUGGAAGCCUUCGCUUGGGAACGCAAGCCCAGGAGGCUCUGCUGCGUCCGACGACCAUGAGUUCGACCCAUCGGCUGACAUGUUAGUCCAUGAGUUUGACGAUGAGCGAACGCUGGAGGAGGAAGAGUUAAUGGAGGGGGAGGUGAAUUUCAGUACUGAGAUUGAGCAUCUAGAGAGGGAGAGUGAAAUGCCGAUUCACGAGCUGCUGAGGCUGUACGGUUACGGUAGCACUGUACCUCUGCCCGGUGAGGACGAAGACGAUGAGGAUGACGAAGAGGAGGAUGAGGAAGAGGAGGAGGAAGAUAAUGAUGAUGGAGUCAGUGGCUGCAGCGGUGAAAAUAAGGAUGAAACCAUUAAAGAUUCCUCCGCUCAGGAAGACGAGGCUCUAUCUUCUAAUGACGAUCCGGCACCAUCUUCUGUGCAAGACGCACAAGAAGUUAUCCGUCCGCGUCGCUGCAAGUACUUUGAUGCCAAUAAUGAGAUGGAGGAAGAGUCUGAGGAUGAUGAAGAUUAUAUUCCAUCCGAGGACUGGAAAAAGGAGAUUAUGGUGGGUUCCAUGUUUCAAGCUGAAAUCCCAGUUGGCAUCAGCAGAUACAGAGACACGGAGAGAGUGUAUGAGAACGAUGACCAGUUACUGUGGAACCCGGAUUUUGUGGUGGAGGAUCGCGUGAUAGACUUUCUCGGCGAGGCGUCUAGGAGGACCGGGGAGGAGAAGGGCUUGGAUGCGAUACCUGAAGGAGCGCACAUAAAGGACAACGAGCAGGCCCUUUAUGAGCUGGUGAAAUGCAAUUUUGACACAGAAGAAGCCUUGAGAAGAUUAAGGUUUAAUGUGAAGGCUGCCCGUGAAGAACUCUCUAUUUGGACGGAAGAAGAAUGCCGGAACUUUGAGCAGGGUCUUAAAGCAUAUGGAAAAGAUUUCCAUUUGAUACAGGCAAACAAGGUGAGAACACGCUCUGUCGGGGAAUGCGUGGCGUUUUACUACAUGUGGAAGAAGUCUGAACGAUACGACUUCUUUGCUCAGCAAACGCGAUUCGGCAAAAAGAAGUACAACUUACACCCGGGUGUAACGGACUACAUGGACCGACUUCUGGAUGAAAGUGAAAGUGCUGCAUCCAGUCGGGCCCCAUCUCCCCCACCUACUACCUCUAACAGCAGCACCAGCCAAUCAGAGAAGGAGGAGAGCGGAGCCAACAACACCAAUCAGAAUGGGGUUGCUGCAAAUGGCCCUUCAGAGAUUGCAACGUACAAAGACGACUCCACCACAGGAGCUGUUCAUAUAAACGGACCCAGCACCGGGGAGCCAUCUCCACAUGAGACGGACACCAACGGAUACAACCGCGACAGUGUAUCCGAUGAUUCCAAAUUUAGCAACGCACGAAGCGACAAAGAGCUGGAUGAUGCCAAUGAGAGGUCAUCAAAGAGGCGGCGGAUAGACAGCCCCGACAAAGACAGUCCCGGAUCUUCAGAAGUUUCUCAGGAAAUCUUUUCGCACGGAGAGAUGUAAAGAUGUCUGCCAUCAUUCUGACCGUCAAUGAUUUGAGACGUUUUGACGCAAGUUUCUAGGGGUCUUGAAAUUUCAGGGUUAUACUGGUUAUUUAAGAAGUUCUAUUUUUAAAGUAUUUUUUUUUUUCCAUAACUUUGGUUCUUUGCGUCCCUGAAACAAAUGAAACGUUUGGGAUCUUUUAUUUUGGAAGGAUAGAAAAACCACGGAAGGACCUCCAGAAUGUAUUACAUAUACCGUACCGCGACAUCAUGGGUAUACACUUGCUGGAAAUAUAGUAUUUCAGCAUCUUUGGGAAGGAGGAACCUUUACGUUUGUUUUUUUUAUGUUAAACAUUUGACAUCGAUCUGAAAUUGCUAAGGAAGGGUGGUUCCGGAAUGCCGCAGGCGCCGUUUUUAUAGGUAGAAGUUAAAGAGUAAACCACAUGAGGUUUGUGCAAGUAAAUUAUUGACAUCAGUGAUGUCUUUUUCUAUUUCUGGGCUGAAAAAAAGAUACAUGGUGUAUUUUUCCAGAUUUCUUUGUAGCCUUUGGAGAGAUUUUUACAGUAACUAUAUGUUUUGAAUGAACUGUCUUUUCUUAAACAAAGCUUGUAUAAUUUUCUUAACUUGUACAGUUGAUAAACUUUUAUUAUGAGAAAGAAAUUAAUAUUCUGAAAAUUGUAUAGCUGCUUCCCCCCCCCCCAUUUUAUUUUUACUCCGCUUCAUCUUCAAGGUUUACGUUUCCCAUGUUUCAUUGCAAAAUUGUUUUUGUUCAUCAGAAUUUGCAGGCCGAAUGGCAAGAUCGUUUGUUUGCUCUCUGUGCCAAGAAUAGUUAUGUCCAUUAGACCUAAAAUAGAAGUUGCCUUAUAUAAAAGCGCGAGUUUGUAGCAUUCACAAGUGUGUAUGUAAAAAAAAGUUUCAUGGUCUUGGGCCCCCUCCCCAGUACAGAUCAGGCUUCCUAUAAUACCCCUUUCAGACGACCAAAAAUUCCCCUUGUUAUCGCACGUGAACACGCAUCAACACGGGAUUUUGCUUAGUCUGAGAGGGUCCUAAAAGCAACAACCCAGGUUGAGCGUCCUGGUAUUUCAUCCCAGGUCGCGACCUGGGUUGAAUUCAUAAUCGAGCCUGGAUGCGGUGCAGUGUGAACGGUAAGCUCGGGUCAAGGCGACCCGGCACCCGUUCUCUGCAUAGGAGGAGGCGGCGCUUGGAGAUGAUCAUCUCCAAGUGCCACCUCCUGUAGCGUCAGCGGUGACGUCACCAGCACGCCAAUAUGCUGGGUUUGGACGUAAGUUUGAAAGGUGUCUCAAGCCAGGUUGCACCCGUGUACAAAUUCCCGGGUGCAACCCGGCUCUGCCAGUCUGAAAGGGGUAUUAGUAGAUGAAUGCCAGGCACUGGAGCCCGCCUGAUAAUCCCGAACAAUAGAUAUCAUUCAUGUAUACAAUCUGAAGCAGACAUGCUAUAGUAUUGGAACUUUACAUAGAAUCCGGUGAAUGGUACAAAUGCCUUUUUUAUAUUUCAGCUCAUCGUAAUUUUAAGUUAUAAUAUCUUGUGGCAAUUGGGGCUUAUUCUAUGAAGUGGAGUCCGGUUAUAACGGAAAAAUCACAAGUGACCUGAACAAAAUAAAAAUCCAGUUUAUUUUCUUACAAUAGUAGGGUCUGGCUGUCGCUGCACCUUAUAGACGUAGCCCCUUUAAAUGGUCAUUACUAAAUUUGAAAUGGCAAUGUAAUUACGUUUGUAUGAUGCUUUAUUGUUCCAGGGCUCGUUCUGGACUGUAACGUAAGUAGACUUUAUUUCCAGCUGAGCGUCAUAAGUUUACUGCAUCCCAGCUUUAUAUGGCACCUGUUGCUUGUUUUACUGCGUGAAUCCCCCGCAGCGUCCGUAUAAAGUUCAGCGAGCUGUCAUUGUAACAGAGUGUUGCCUGUAUAGGACUGCUAGCUUAACGCCACGUUUUAAAUGGCUACGUGUGCUUGCGCACUAACAAGGAUGCAGCCUAUCCGCUCACUACGAAUCGGUGACACAAUGGCUGCCCCAUUCUGACCGGUUCCGGUAUGAAAGAUAGAUAGUGUCUAGUUAGACAGUCAAUAGAUAGACACCAUAUGUUAGACAGACAUUAGGUCGACAGGGUCAAAAGGUCGACAGGGUCAAAAGGUGGACAUGGAAAAGGUCGACAGGGUCAAACGGUCGACAUGAAAAUGGUCGACACCAUGUUUUUUUGCAUUUUUGUGGUUUGUGUGGAUAGUUUUGUCAUUUGGGACCCCCAAUUGUAGAAAGGCAUACGCUCGCCACGCUUCGGGCACGGUGGCUCGCUGCGCUUGCCACAAGGUUUAUAACCAACUCUAUGCAGACAUGGAUAAAGUAUGAAAUAAUCCAAAAACGUGUUAAAUUAAAAAAACACAUUUGUCUAUCUUUUUUAUGUCGACCAUUAUCAUGUCGACCUUUUGACCCUGUCGACCUAAUGUCUGUCUAAUAUAUGGUGUCUAUCUAUUGACUGUCUAACUAGACACUGUCUAUCUACUAAACGGAUAGGAUUCUGACCCCUGUGAUGUCACUGCUUUCUGGUCUGUUGAUAGGUUGGUUACUUAUGAAUAUGCAAUUAUGUGUGAAUGACCAAAGUGGCCGGGGUGGGGGGGCGUUAGUGGCUCACUCCAGUUGUGUAAAGCGUGGGAGACCUCUGCUGCUUGUUUUUGGUGAAAUGAAGUGCAGCUCAAUCCCGAAGUGUGAAUUGUGGUACAUUUGUGUCGGUUUCCCAGGCGUCCUGUUUGCAGUGGUGCGCACCUUCUGAUUGGGGGUCAUUAUUAACCCUUUGUAUCGUGUUGCCGCCGGCUGAACCUGCACUGGGGAAGUUGCCUCUGUUGCACCCGUCUCUUACUACGUUCCAUGGUUUAUAGGUUAGGAGUAAUUUAUUUUAUUACUUGUGCGGAGUUAUACUCAUUUUGUUCCGUCUGUGUCCACAUCUCUGUUUUGUAUGACCAGCCAGGUUGUAUAAUCAUAGAGAUCGCUCAUCCAUUUCUUUGUUCUUUUUUUUUUUUUUUUUUUUAAAUCUCUUUAUUUGAUGCAGUCUGUGAAAGUCCAAAUCUGAUCUCGCAGCCUUAAUGUACCAUAACUUCUGUCUGUCUUCUAAGAUUGUAUUUUUGCUUUGUCUGUGCAUUCCCUGACAAUGUAGCCUAAGCACAUUGUUGUAUUACAUUGUUAUCUGUCAUUUAGUUGAUAGUCUUGUUUUGAGCCCCCCAGGGCUAUUGGACAAUGUCAUUGUGCCCCCACGGCUCACAGCACGGUGAAAUGGGCGGGGGGAUCCCCUUGUCUGAGCAGAAGGAGCAUAGGUCAGAGGUUCCCAAACGCGGUCCUCAAGGCACCCCAAUGGUCCUGGUUUUAAAUGUAUCCAUGCUUGGCCACAGGUGACUUAAUUAGCACCUUAGUCAAUUUGAUUUAACAAUCUGUGCUGAGCCAUGGCUAUACCGAAAUCCUGGACUGUUGGGGUGCCUUGAGGACCGCGUUUGAGAACCUCUGGCAUAGGUGCUGACUUAUUGUAUAGAGUGAAUGGGGUUCCUCGUCAGCCUGUGUGUAACAGUGAAAUGCAUACUCUCUGAUAGGGAUCGAUGAUCCCCCUUUACAGUCUGUUACAGCUUUUUAUAAAGCCUCGUGUACAUUAAUCCAGGGCGGUACAAGAUGGCUAGACAGAAACCAUGCAUGUUUGAGCCCUAAGUGCCACGUCCUGGCCCUCCAGACACAUUAUUUUGUGGUCCAGGCACCUUGCGACUGGACAGCAUACUAUAGGUGAUAUGGUAACUACGGCUGACCUGUCCAGUCACUGCCAGCCUAUACGUUUACUAGCUGCAUCUUUCUGGCCCCUUGCAGCCAAUGGACUAUAGUGUACGAUACAAUCGGGCUGGCACCGUGUGAAGGGGACGGUCUCUUUAAAUGGGUCCAGUAUUAAAUGCCGGCGGCCCUGAAACAGACACCGGGAUCCUGAUGUUGGAAAGACCGACAGGGGUGAGUGCGUGGUGUUCUCCCCUACACACUAACCCUCCCUUCCCGCAACCUAACUCUAACCUCCCCCCUUAGUGCCUGACUCUAACUACCCCCCCCCCCCCCCUCCCGGUUCCUAAACCUAAAGGCCCAUAUAGACGGGCCGAUGUGGGAGAGAUGUGUGCUGAGCGAACCGCUCAGCACAGCGCGAUGUGUGCGGGGGGCCGCUCAUUUCACCCAGCGAUUUCACCAGCAAUAGUGAUGAGCGGGGUUGCGCAUUGCUAUCGCUGUAGGGGGUACACACGGAGCGAUAAUGCUUAAAUUCUAAGCAAUCUAGAUCUGUGUGGGUGUGUGAGACAAUAGGUCUAGGAAAGUGCACUUUUCUAUACAAAUACUAUGUAAAUGAAGUUCUACACUUACCGGAUGUAUUCAUUACAGAGCUUUAAUUGAAUGUAAGUUAUUGCCGGCUCACACACAAGUCCUAUUUCACCCAUUUUUGCACUGUUGAUGUUUCUUCCUCUGAUCUUCUUUGACUAUUAAAAUAUUUUUGUUUUGUUUUUAGAAAA
This is a messenger RNA of Pseudophryne corroboree (corroboree frog), 7605 nucleotides long. It is a transcript of the gene MIER1, whose product is annotated as MIER1 transcriptional regulator. Gene Ontology annotation, biological process: negative regulation of transcription by RNA polymerase II. The transcript has 13 exons. Bases 1674 to 3098 code for a protein of 474 amino acids. NCBI's taxonomy places the organism in Eukaryota, Metazoa, Chordata, Amphibia, Anura, Myobatrachidae. Gene Ontology annotation, molecular function: transcription corepressor activity; histone deacetylase binding. The record is from RefSeq and is a predicted model, not a curated record. Gene Ontology annotation, cellular component: nucleoplasm.